Ornithodoros turicata is the source of this 2146-nucleotide messenger RNA. Its product is annotated as acetylcholinesterase-1-like. Gene Ontology annotation, cellular component: plasma membrane. Gene Ontology annotation, biological process: acetylcholine catabolic process; choline metabolic process. The record is from RefSeq and is a predicted model, not a curated record. The transcript has 2 exons. Gene Ontology annotation, molecular function: acetylcholinesterase activity. NCBI's taxonomy places the organism in Eukaryota, Metazoa, Arthropoda, Arachnida, Ixodida, Argasidae. Bases 12 to 1661 code for a protein of 549 amino acids.
CAUAAACAGUGAUGUUUUUGCAUUGGCUCCUGUUAUCCACAACGGUCAUCUGCACAUCUGCAAUCCGCACGCAGCAGCCAACCGUCUACACCCCAGCGGGCAGUCUACGUGGCACCACCAAGCACGCUUUCGACCGUCCAGUCGACAUUUACCUAGGCGUACCAUACGCAAAACCACCAGUAGAUGACCUACGCUUUCAUAGGCCCGUCCCAGCAGAACGGUGGUCAGGCAUCCGCAACGCGACAACACUUCCGUUUCCAUGCAAGCAGCCAGACUUCUUUGUGCAUCAGAACUACACGAUUCCGACAAAGAACUCGACAGAAGAUUGCCUGUACCUCAAUAUCUGGACACCUGCAAGGUACUGUUUCGACAUAUCCAAGUGCGGUCCAAAGGCUGUGAUGGUUUUUAUCUACGGAGGUUCUUUCACCUUCGGUAGCAGCAGCUGGGAUUUCUACGAUGGCACCUAUAUGGCGGCAGCGGGAGAUGUGGUCGUCGUCUCGUUUAACUACAGGGUUGGAGUAUUCGGUUUCUUUGAUACUGGGGUGCGGGGAGCAGAAGGAAAUCAAGGUCUUUUAGAUCAAGUACUCGCAUUGCAGUGGGUGAAGAGGAACAUAAUAUAUUUUGGUGGUGACCCUAAUCUCAUUACAAUAUUUGGUCAAAGCGCAGGCGCGAUCUCCGUUGGAUACCACCUGGUCUCACCUCUCACCAGGGGUUUGUUUCGAAGAGCGAUCAUGCAAAGUGGAAGUCCCCUAUGGACGUUCGAUAGCGAUAAGGAAACCGCCUUCACGAAAAGCUAUUCUGUAGCGACCCUCUUAGGAUGCACAAACAGUUCCGAUCCUUUGAUCAAAGAUCCUGAAGUUCUCCGCUGUUUGAGAGAAAAGAGUGCUGACGAGAUCCUGGAAACAGCAACAGCCGGACGGGAGAAUCCAAGCGACGCAUUCUAUCCCACCUACGGGGACGAUUUUUUGCCACGAAGAGUGAAAGAUGUUAUUGACGAUGGAGAUUAUCAUCCCGUCGAACUCCUCAUAGGAACCAACAAAAACGAAGGGACAUUUUUCGUGUAUAACUUCUUGGGCAGAGGACUGCAUUACUACAACGUCGAGCGGAUCACCAAAGAUGAGCUAGGAUUCUACAUGGUAUUCUUCUUCCGCAGUGUCAUCGAUCAUGGAGCGAACGAAAUAAGAGAGCAUUACUUAGGUCGGACGGAGAUCGAAGAAACAAAGAAGCUGCUACAACAGGGAUCCGAUUCUGUAGGCGACUUUUUAAUAACAUGCCCCACAAGAUACUUUGCAGAGAGGUACAAGUCGAAGGCUGGACGUACCUAUUACUACCAGUUCUCUCACAGGCCCAGCUUCAGCUUCUGGCCUGAGUGGAUGGGUGUUGUGCACUUUGAUGAAUUUCCCUUUGUGUACGCGCACGUUAUGGCACGUCCAGAUCUCGCAAGUGCGCAAGAAAUUCACCUGAGCAGGCAACUUGUACACAUAUGGACCACGUUCGCCAAGAUGGGGAGGGCACCGAACUUCGGAAAGGUAGCUUGGCCACAGUACAGCAGGAAGGCGCCUUACAUGGUAGACGUCAAGUUGGAGCGUUUCGCCAUCAAGAAAGGUCCUCAAGAGGAAGGAUGCAAUUUCUGGCGUCAGUACUUCGACGCACAGCCUUGAUAUGAUCACCGCACUACUAUCCGAUAUGUCACCACGCUGCCCACCACUAUGCAGUUCCCACAUGAUCGAGAUAGGCGUGUCUCCCUGGUAACACUAGUACUUCACCGCGCUGCCCACCACUACGCGGUUCCCACGUGAUCGAGUGAGGCUUGUCUUCUUGGUGUCACCAGCACUUCAGCGUGCAUGCGGGACUGAUAACACGGAAAACAUCACCCAAAACGAAGGUACCUCGUGAGGUAAUCACAAGGAUGAAAGUUCACCGUGCCUCGCUAGGACAUUAAAUAACGGUGAGGACGAGACUGGUGGUACGCGCAGUGCCGCCGUAUAGCGACGUUUCUAUACCACCUUCUCCUCGAAAACAUCACAGUGUGCCCUUGGGAUGUUCUCUAGGACGUCUUAGUAAGGUGGACGACCAAUGUUGCCAUGGCGACGUUAGGUGCCAGUAAAUGUGAUGUGCCUUCAGGGACGGCCACAGUGUUGCCUUG